Messenger RNA from Glossina fuscipes, 3641 nucleotides. RefSeq names its product nuclear RNA export factor 2 (gene nxf2). The transcript is spliced from 13 exons. NCBI's taxonomy places the organism in Eukaryota, Metazoa, Arthropoda, Insecta, Diptera, Glossinidae. Gene Ontology annotation, cellular component: nucleus. Gene Ontology annotation, biological process: poly(A)+ mRNA export from nucleus. The record is from RefSeq and is a predicted model, not a curated record. Gene Ontology annotation, molecular function: protein binding; RNA binding. The coding region runs from base 795 to 3359 and encodes 854 amino acids.
CGUAACUAAACCUUAGUAUGUUUUCAAUGAAAACCUCUUCUGAACAUUCAGCUAAAACGAAAAGAUUCUUGCCUCUAGCAUUACUGACUUCAACCGGCGCACUAGAUGUAUCAUAAUUGAUGGAUGUUUCCACCGAUCAAUUAACCAAUUUACAAUGCCAAACAAAUGCCAUGUAGUUGCAACUUAGAAGUCGCCCCGCGAUUAUUUCACUGUUGGACUUCUGAGCGUUAAACAAUCAACGACAAUAGUAGUUUAAUUGCCGUAACAUGAAGAAAUAAAACAUCGUUAAUACAAAUGAUUAAACAGAACGGCACAACCAAUCGCUAUAGUUGUUUCUUUCCUGACAAGUGACUAAGAAAACCGCUGAUUAUCCAUAUUGAUGUUUCAUCCAAAAACGUGCAACACUUAUGAAUAGGAAUAAAAGAGGAGGGUAAUGACUGCUGUCAGCUGUUUGGCAAAAAUGGCUGAAUAUAAAAGCGAAAGCCCAGUUCCAGCUACGUGAUUAUCCCGGAAUGUGAUAUCCCGGAAAAAGAAUAAAAAAACCCGAAAGUUUUACUAGACAGAAUAUCUCUGGAAAGCCUGUUCGUUUAUUGUUUUAUUUUAAUUUGUUUCAAAGUCGCGAUCGUUGCCAGGUUGCUAUUUUUGUAUAACCGAUGAUAGAUUUACAGUGAAGAAGAAGCGAAUUAUACAUUAAAAAAUUAACCAAACAACCGGCUCAUCACUCCUCUAAAUUUGUUGAUAUAUCAUCAAUCUUACUAAUUCUAUUAAGGCAAAAAACAGCAGCUUGAAGCAAAAUGAAUAUUUUAAGAAAAAAAUACCAUGAUGUGAUACAUUUUCCUGAACAUCCUAGUAUAGAAAUCAAUUAUAGCAAUACAAAUACUUAUACCAAAUGCAGAAGCUAUGACGCGAAAGCAAUGAAUCAGGGAUUUGUUUGGCAUCAAAUUGUGGUACAGCAUAACGGUAAAAUUUGUGGAAGCGAUGCUAAACGGGAUAUAUUGGAUGCUCUUUUCGAGGCGGUAAAUAAUGAAGAAAUCUAUCCAAUUGCCUACAGGAGAGGUCCUAAAGAAGACUGUUUCUUAGUACGCCAGUGUCAGCCAGCAUUGGAUAAAUUAUUUGCACAAAAUUUGCGUUUACGUCUGCCAAAUGGCCACAGCAUUUCCAUACUCGUGCAGUUAAAUGUGGCAGAUUUUCAUCAAGGACAAAUAAGUCCGAUUGCUCAAAUAACAAAAGCUUUAAGUCAAUUGUACAACUCUAUGGAGCGUCACAAUGGCGAUGAUGGAAUAUUGAAUCUAUCACAGUUUGGAAGGAAUCCUAACUUUGCUGAUGUGGUGGUAAAUUUGGGUAAUAGUGGUGUUCUGGAGCGUAUCUGUAACUUGAUUUAUUCCAACGAUGAGAAAUUUCGCAAUGUUAACGGGAUACUGAUGAAAACUAACGGUAUAAAGACGUUAGCACCAUUAAAACAAUUUACAGGAGUAGAAUUCGCUAUACUGGAUUUAAGAGAUAAUAAGCUGCGUUCCCCCGAGCGCAUUACUCGAGAAUUAUUGCCGUUGCAAGCAGAUGAAUUAAUGUUAGCCGGAAAUCCUGUAAUCAACACAAGCAAGUUUCCUGAUUGUUUAAAUCCAGUGUUAAAAAACUUCAAACGAAUAGAUGGAAUACCGUCUGAAAAUUACUCAAAGGAUUAUUCGCCGCUAAAUAAAAAUAGUGAUAAAGACAGUGAAGGCUACCGGGUUGAUUGGUCCAAUAGAGCUGAUAUAAACAAUUUUGAAUUUAGUAACGAUUGGCACGCAGUUAUGAUACCUGAUCCCGAGCAUAACCACACGAAGGAUGAUAUCUUUAAUUAUUUUUUUAUAACCGUAUCUCCGACGUUCAGUGAUUUCUAUCCUUGCUAUUAUAAGUUUGAUAAAGGAGAACAUCAAUUUUUGGUGCGUCAAUGCUUUGAUCAAAUUAAGCAUUUGGUUGAGUACUGCAAUUUAGAAAUCGGAAUACCGCGCAUAGUGCAGCAAACAGUGACAGAAGAUUCAGAUUUGCUACCCGAAGUAGAAAUGUACUCUAAGUUGGUAUACUAUCUACUCAUGAAUAUUAGCCCUUUUAAGACAGGCCAAGUUAAUCCUUUGGAAUGUAUUGAUAAAGCAUUAAAUCGAAGAUAUAAUGCCGUAGACCGUGUGCUAAAUUUAAGUAAUUUUCAAGACACUGAAGGACUACAGAAUAUUGUGAUAAAUCUAAAUUCAAUCAACAUUCUGUCGCGCAUUUUAAUGCAGGCUUCCAAGAAGUUCGCUUCAUCUGUUGUGGAGUUACGUUUAGCUCACAAUAAAAUAGUGUUCGCCAACGUCCCCAAAGUUUUAGUACUAAUGGGAAAUUUGAAAGCUAUAGAUUUGGGAAACAAUUGGAUCCACCACCUUAAGGACGUUAAUGAAUUGUCGGUAUUUAAGUUAAAAUGUCUGCGUUUGGAUGGUAAUCCUUUAUGUUCGAAGUACAGUUUUGCUGGUGAAUAUAUCGAAGCUGUGAAGGAAAUUUUUCAAGAUUUAGAGAAUUUGGACAACAUUGAAAUAACUACGAAAGGUAAUUUAAGUUCACAAAAGAACUAUCUAUGCGACGUUGCCGCUUAUGAUCUCACCCAAGAGUUUGUAACACGAUAUUUUAAAACAUUUGAAUGCGUGAAGGAUCGUGCGAAAUUAAAGGAUGUAUAUCACGCCAACGCGAUGCUUACCUUAACGUGCAAUUAUCUCUCAGCUAAUUCCACACAGAAGACUCGUGCUCGUAUAGGCGUGUAUGGCGAUGUUAGCCGCAAUAUUUUGAAAAUGCGUGAUCUACCGCAUGCAUACGGCCCUGUUCACUACGGUCGGGAAGAAAUAAUGGCAAUAAUAAUGUCCUUACCAGACGUUUCCUUUGAUAUGUUAACGUUUAAUACCGACACUACGAUUCAUAACGAUCGCUUAACAGCUAUCACCAUAAAUGGUGUUUAUCUAGAUCAAGCUAAGGAUCAUGCUACCGAUACUGAUGUUGUGAUGGCAUUCUCACGCACUUUCUUGUUAACUCCCGUUAAACAUUUUUUGGGGCCUCUAAAUAAGGGCACGAGCUAUAAAAUUAUAAAUGAUCAGUUAAACAUACUGAAUCCAACAGCCGCACAAACGAAAAUUGCUUUUAAAUAUUUGGCAAAUGAUAACAUCGCAGACGAUGAAAACGAAAUCAGCUUGAAAACGAAGGAAUCAAUGUUGAUUAUGUUGCAAGAAUUAACGCAUUUGAAAUCUGUAUGGUGUGCCAGAUGUCUCGAAGACGCCGGUUGGGACUUGCAAAAGGCUCUUGAAGUUUUCAUAGGUCUUUGUAGAAACGACGAAAUAUCUGACGCGUCGUUUAUGUGAUUGUUUUAUAUGUUCUUUUCUAAUAUACAUGGCUGGUUUACACUCGAUUUACAAGCGGCACGCCUGUUUCGACUUACGCUAUCAAUGGAUUGCCUUUAAUACCGUUUUCAGUUGUUUUCAAAUUUCUUUCAUUUACUGUACGAUCUGCGUGGUGCUUUGUUUACUAUACGUAGUAUGUAUUUUAUUAAAAUGUAUGAAUGUGAUUAAUAAUGAUUUUAAUUAACUUUUUCAUUUAUUUGUAAUCAUUUUAAUAUAAUGCAAUACAUUUUCAUGUUCGUUUUA